This is a messenger RNA of Chiloscyllium plagiosum (whitespotted bambooshark), 1146 nucleotides long. The record is from RefSeq and is a predicted model, not a curated record. NCBI's taxonomy places the organism in Eukaryota, Metazoa, Chordata, Chondrichthyes, Orectolobiformes, Hemiscylliidae.
AGCCGGAGGACAUGGUUCUUGCGGGAUCCCCGCAUCCCGUCCCUUCGCCCCCACCGGCCGUGGGCGAGGAGAAUUCCGAGGUUUCGGAGCGCCGGAGCCCGGAGGGGAGCGACGCGCGGAGUGCCGCGGCGACCGGGAGGUCGUCCAAGAGGGUGUCGUUCUCGCUGUCGGAGGAGGACGAGGAGACAGAGACGGAGACUGAGACGGAGGAGGAGGAGGAGGAGGAGAGCGAGGAGGAGUUGGCGCUGGCCUGCCGUUCCCCCGUGGAGCCCUCGACGCGCACCCUGCGCCCUCGAGAGGCUCCCUCCGCCUCUGCCUCCGCCACCGUCCUCAACCUGCCCCUGGACCAUGCCGCCCUGGUCAAAGCGCCUCCCUCCGAGGGAGAGUGUCUGAGGCUCAAGGAGCAGCUGGGCGCCUCGUCGCUGCUGGCGUUGGCCAAUACCGCACUCCCGGCGGCACCGGCCCCCUCCCCGGACAAGGGGGUGGACUUGGCCGCCCUGGCUGACAUCGCCCUGACGAUCGGAGAGGCCGCCUCAGAGUUGGACGUGCCGUCCGAGGAGGAGGAGAUGGAGAUGGAGGAGGAGGAGGAGGAUGGGGAGGGUCCCAGGCUCGAGCGCCUCUUCCACCUGGAGCACAGUUACGCCAAGCCCCCGCUCUCCCCCCGGCGGCCAGCGCCCGUCCCCUCGGCCCGCAGGCCCGAAGCCCUCCCGGCCGAGAGUCCCGGCGAGCCCCCAGCUGUGCUGGAGGCCCCGGAGGAAGUGGUGCCGGCCCGCAGUCCCCAGGGGAGCGUCCCCUCCCCGCGAGAGGACCCCCGGACCCAGCGCCGGCGCAGGCGGCGCCCUUCGGCCGAGGCGGGUGGCGAGGGCGUGGGUGAGGCCCCCCCGGGUGGGAAGAGGCUGGAGCCUGGCGAAGUGCGUCCCAAACCGGGAGAGGGCGUAGGCCCCGUGUCCACCUCGCCAGGGGGCGGCUUCGAGGCCCGCAGCGAGUUCGAGGAGAUGGCGGUCCUGUACGACAUCUGGAACUCGGGCGUGGACCCCGAGGACGUGCACUACCUGAGGGUCACCUACGAGCGCCUCCUGCAGGAGGACUCCACUGUCGACUGGCUCAACGACACCCACUGGGUCUACCACACCGAUAUCCUUCAGA